CAGCCUCCAGUGCGCGGCGGUGGUGAUGCUGACGCUCCCGUGUGACACAGCCCGCUGCGUUUCUGGCACACCGCGCGGGAGGCAUCAGUUUGUGAACCCGCGGCUCAGCCUCUGCGCUCCGGACGCGCCCGUGCACAUCCACCGCUCAGCCCAGAUAAGUUGAGGGGGAGAAUCCUGCCGCACGAUAUUCCUGAGGAUCUCUCUCUCUCUCUCUCUCUCUCUCUCUCUCUCUCUCUCUCUCUCUCUCUCUCUCCCUUGCUCGCUCGUUCGCUCUCUCUCUCUCUUGCUCGCUCUCUCUCUCUUUCCGUGUCCCCCCCCCCCUCUCUCUCCUUCAACUUCGAUGGCUUGAGUGGCCCAUUUGCACUCAUGCUCGCAGCCGAGGAGGGAUGUAAGGUACGGGCCAUCCACCGCCCUCACAUUGCGCGGACCACCGGCGUGAUCCAGGUCGCCGUUUGAGUGCCAGAGAGAGAAAGAAAGACAGAAAGACAGAAAGACAGAAAGAAGGAAAGAAGGAAAGAAGGAAAGAAGGAAAGAAGGAAAGAAAGGAAGAAAGAAGGAAGGAAAUAAAAAGGAAGAAAGAAAGAAAGAAAGAAAGAAGAAAGAACGAAGAAAGAAAGAAAGAAAGAAAGCAAAAACAGAAGAACUACUUUCGACAUGUGAAUGGUCGAACAUUUGCUUCACUCACUCCACCGGCUCGCCUGUCCUAUGCUACCGACAACGGGAUUUCAAGAGGAAAAUGAUUGUGGCAUCAUAAACUACUUCUGGGGACGCCUGUCACAGAUCUCUGCGCUGAAGUGGACAGGGUGGAUGGUUAUUUCCCACACACUUCCAGCCUAUGUGUGCUGCAUUCAUCUGUUGGAAACGCUGCCGAGUAUCUUCGACUACAGAGGAAUGCUGGUCCAAGAUCUAAUGCCAUUCACUUUAAGUUGUUGGCCUUUAUUCUUCGGUCACUGCCUCCUCUCACUGUUUUUACUCUCAUGCCAGGGAGAACUCCAGAGGUCAUGCUCACGGACUGUGGCGGAGAAAGUUAGUGAACAGUGCCAGCUGGCAUGCCACUGUAGAAGAUACCCUCCCCUGCCUCCACCGCCACCUCCCCCGCCUCCCCCGCGGCUACUGGUCACCAUAGUGCCGGAGCCCAUGGUGCCCUUGUUGAGGCCCUGGUGGAUGGAGAUGGACAUUGCAGUGCUUGGAACGGUCGGCUGUGCCUCAUUGGUGUUCCUCCUCUCAGCCAUCAUCAUCUGCUACAAGGCCAUCAAGAGGAAACCACUACGGAAAGAGGAGAACGGGACGAGUCGCGGGGAAUACGCCAUGAGCAUCCGCAAGAAGAAGGCCAUGGGUACGAACAACACUGUGGUAUAGACUGGUGUGGACGCAGGAAGUGACAUCACCGUGUACGUCUCUCAACCCCCCCCC
Messenger RNA from Platichthys flesus (European flounder), 1413 nucleotides. RefSeq names its product proline rich membrane anchor 1 (gene prima1). The coding region runs from base 661 to 1359 and encodes 232 amino acids. The record is from RefSeq and is a predicted model, not a curated record. The transcript is spliced from 4 exons. NCBI's taxonomy places the organism in Eukaryota, Metazoa, Chordata, Actinopteri, Pleuronectiformes, Pleuronectidae.